AUGGAUGGCUCUGCAAGGCGCACCCUUCCUAGUGGACAGAAUUGGCCAUCCAGCCUUCAACCGACAGCAAUGCGGUGGACUCGCUCUGGGUACAGUAGUCAAUGGGCCGAACUGUGGGCCACCUGGAUGGUGUUGAUUCAUGAGCCAGAUCCAAUAUGUUUGUGCAUGGACAGUCAGGCAGUCUAUAAAGGGCUCACCCUGUGGAUGGUACAAUGGGCACAACAACAGUGGACUAUUAAUCGUCGCCCACUAUCAGGGGCAGAACUCUGGAAUGAUAUCUGGCAGCGGGUUUGGGAAAUGAUGAUAACGGUGUACCAUGUGUCUGCAUAUCAGACAACAAUGCUGCCAGGAAACCAGCAAGCAGACGAGUUAGCUUGGAGCCAUCUCCUGGAGGAAGCACCAGCCAAGAGAGUGACAGAAUGGCUACACAAGAAAACUGGACAUAAAGGACAAAGGACCUUAUGGGCUAUAGUCAAGACCUGA
This is a messenger RNA of Equus caballus (horse), 483 nucleotides long. NCBI's taxonomy places the organism in Eukaryota, Metazoa, Chordata, Mammalia, Perissodactyla, Equidae. The record is from RefSeq and is a predicted model, not a curated record.